AUGCCUCCAGGCUUCACGGCCAAGGUCGGACGGCUGGAAACAUUUACUCUGCCUGAAAGAGUCUCGGGCUCUGUGUCUGACAAGGCCAUAGCGGAUGCCAUGAUCGGUGCCUGGCGCCGGGACGGCAUCCUGCAAAUUGGCAUGACCAAGUCACAGCAAAGAGUCUACCAAGCCGCCAGCGCCACCAGCAGGCGCUUCUUUGCUCAACCGCAUGCGCGGAAAGAGGCCUGUGUAGACGGCUCGAGCUACUCGGGAUACAUCGCUUCCGGUGAAGAGAUCACCGACGGAGUGGCCGACUAUUCCGAAAUCUUCACCGUGACCAAGGAUCUUCCGCACACCGACAAGCGAGUCGCCCAAGGCUGGCCAUGUCAUGGGCCAUGCCCUUGGCUGGAUCAAGAGAUGAAAGCCGUCAUGAACAAGUACAUGGAAGACUUGGCCGUAUCGGGAGAGAAGCUCCUGCAGCUCAUCGAGAUGGGGCUGGAUAUCCCCACAGGAUCUCUCACAAAGUACACAGCCGACGGGUGGCACCACAUGCGCGUUCUAAGAUUUCCGCAAAACAACAGGACCAAUGGAAAGGGCAAAAAGGGGCGCGGCAUUGGCUCCCAUACCGACUAUGGCUUGCUUGUCAUUGCAGCCCAGGAUUCCGUUGGAGGGCUCUUUGUUCGGCCUCCGCGUGAUACCGAACGCUUCUCCAACUGGGAAAAGAGUUCCGCUGGCCUCCGAGAAAAUGAGGCCGGAUGGGUGUACGUGCCUCCCGUUACAGGAACCUUCACCGUCUUUCCAGGAGACAUGAUGCAGUACAUGACCAACAACUUUCUGCAAUCGACGCCGCAUAAAGUCGGGCUCAAUGUUAGGGAACGUUUUGCCUUUGCGUACUUUCACGAGCCCAACUUCCGUUCCGUGAUUCGGCCGCUCCCUGGCUACAACGCCGGGCAGUCACCCCUUGAGGGCAUCCAUUAUGGCACGCACUUCACCAACAUGUUCCUGAGGAACUAUCCCGACCGUAUCACCACCGCUCGACUUCAGGAGGAGGGGCGGUAUCGGCUGCUUGAGUCGAAAGAGCUUCGGGACGACGAUGAGCCACUGUGA
Trichoderma reesei QM6a is the source of this 1089-nucleotide messenger RNA. RefSeq lists its product as uncharacterized. Gene Ontology annotation, molecular function: dioxygenase activity. The record is from RefSeq and is a predicted model, not a curated record. Lineage: Eukaryota; Fungi; Ascomycota; Sordariomycetes; Hypocreales; Hypocreaceae. The transcript is spliced from 4 exons. The coding region runs from base 1 to 1089 and encodes 362 amino acids.